GCACCCAACGGCACCCAACGGCACCCAGCGGCACCCAAUAGCGCCCAGCGCCUUCCUCCUCCUCCUCCUCCUCCGCGGCCUCAGGAAUUCCGCCGGCGUCACGGCUGCAGCAGGACAGCGGCCGCUUUGUCCUCCGGGAAUGCCGAGAUCCUGAUGCACCCCAAGCCUCACCGCACACCAGGGAUGCUCUGAGCACCAUGGAAGAGGAGGGGUCGGUGCCCGUGGCCGCCUGGUUGGCAGCCCUGCACCUGGAGCAGUAUGUGAGCUGCUUCCAGCGCAGGGAGCUGCGGACGGUGCGGGACUGCCGGGCGCUGACGGAGCAGAGCCUGACCCAGCUGGGGGUGCUCCUGCCCGGCCACCGCCGCCGCAUCCUGCUGGGGCUGCAGAAAGCCUUUGCUGAGGGGACCCCCCCCGGGGCCCCCAUCCUGAAGCCUGUGCCCAUGAAGAGACACGUUUUCCGCAGGAGCACUGCGGCGGUGCCAGAGCAUCCUGAGCAUCCUCAGGAGCAUCCUGAGCAUCCCAAGGAGCAUCCCAAGGAGCAUUCCCAGGAGCAUCCCCAGGAGCAUCCUGAGCAUCCCAAGGAGCAUCCCAAGGAGCAUCCUGAGCAUCCCCAUGAGCAUCCCAAGGAGCAUCCCCAGGAGCAUCCCCAGAAGCAUCCCAAGCAUCCCAAGGAGCAUCCCAAGCUGACGGAGCUGGACCAGGGCACGACCCUCACCCAUCACCCCCCUCCCAUCCCACCCAGGGUCGGCUGCCGCCCCCCCCUCAAGUUCUCCGCAUCACUAAAGGGGGGCAGCCCCGAGCCCCCUCCCAGCGCCCCCCCAGCACCCAGAGGGGGCUCCCCCCCGCUGAGACCCCCCCUGCCGCCGCUGCCGGCCAAGCGUCACCAGCUGGAAGCCAAGGGCCAGGCCCCACAGGCCCCCCCGGAGCUGCCCCCCAGGGCUGCGUCCCAUAGGAGCACCCCUGCCAAGGAGGGGGUCCCCAUCACCGAGAGACCCCCCCCGGCCCCACUGCUGCUCCUGCCCUGCUCCAAGCCCCCGGAGCCCCCCCCCAAGGCCUCCGUCCCCUUCGUGCCCCAGUUUGAUGACUCAGACUAUGAGGACUCAGCCUCGGAGGAGGAAUUGACUGGAGCUGUGGGGGAGAUGGGUGAGAAGGAGGGUGCUGAGCCCAAAGCACCGCGGUCCCUGCGCAUCAACAGCCUCUUCAGUGAGGAUGAGCUGAGCGAGGAGCAGGAGGAGGCUGCGCUGGGCAGCCCCAGCCCCAUCCUGCCCCCAGCGCCUACCGGCCCCAGCCCCAUAGCCAUGGAUGGGUCCUCACUGGCAGCCCCAGCCCCGCUCCGGGAGGGGUGGUUGGACAAGAACCCACCCCAGGGGUCCUACAUCUACCAGAGGCGCUGGGUGAAGCUGGAUGCUGAGCACCUGCGCUACUUUGACAGUGAGAAGGACGCCUAUUCCAAGCGCUUCAUCCCUGUCUCCUCCAUCUCCCGCAUCACCAGCGUCGGGGACCAGAAGUUCGAGGUCAUCACCCACAACCGCAACUUCGUGUUCCGUGCUGAGAGCGAUGCCGAUCGCAACGAGUGGAUCCGGAGCCUGCAGCAGGCGGUGGAGGAGCAGAGGAGGACAUCGAUGUCCCCAAGCUCCAGGGGAGCCCCCACUGAGCUGCCUGACAGGAGCGGCUUCCUGGAGCUGCGUGGCUUCAAGCACAAGCUCUUUGUGGUGGUGGCCGGGGACAGGGUUCUGCUCUACAAGAACGCUGAGGACUAUCGCCUCGGCAUCGGCAUCACCUACAUCGAGAUGAACGUGGGCAAUGUGAAGGAGCUGGAUCGCCGUGGGUUCGACCUCACCACCCCAUACCGAACCUUCAGCUUCGCGGCCGACUCGGAGCAGGACAAGGAGGAGUGGAUGGAAGCUAUGGAGCAGUCCAUUGCCGAGGCCCUGUCCAACUCCGAGGUGGCCGAGAGGAUCUGGGCGCUGGAGCCCAACCGGUCCUGUGCCGACUGCGGCUCCCCCAAUCCCGACUGGGCCUCCAUCAACCUCUGUGUGGUCAUCUGCAAGCGAUGCGCAGGGGAGCACCGGGGCUUGGGUCCUUCCAUCAGCAAAGUGCGGAGCUUGAAGAUGGACAGGAAGGUGUGGACGGAGGAGCUGAUCCAGCUCUUCCACCACAUUGGUAACGCUGUCGCCAACCAGUUCUGGGCUGCCAACGUCCCCCCCAGUGAAUCCAUCAGCCCCAGCAGUGGGAGCCAGGACAGGAGGCGCUUCCUGAGGGCCAAGUACCGGGAGGGCAAGUACCGGCGCUACCACCCGCUCUUCGGCAACCAGGAGGAGCUGGACAGGGCUCUGUGCGCGGCCGUCACCACCGCGGACCUGGCGGAGACGCAGGCGCUGCUGUUCUGUGGGGCGGCCGCAUCCUGCCCCUCCGGGGACCCGCAGUGCCCCACACCGAUGGCGCUGGCGCAGCGCAGCGGGCAGCGCCUGCAGAUGGAGUUCCUGCUGCACAACAGGGGCUCGGAGCCCCCCCGCCUGGGGGGGGGUGGCAGUGAGGAGAGGCUCUACUCGGUGCCGCUGCCGUCUGUCACCCACCAUGGCUUCCUCUACAAGACCCCGUCCAUGGCCAAGCCCAUCGGCGAGCGCAAGGGGCCGGAAGAGUUCAGCCGGCGCUGGUGCACGCUGCAGGAUGGGCUCCUCAGCUACUACGAGAGCGAGCGCAGUGCAGCGCCCAACGGCGAGCUCCGGGCACAGGAGAUGGUGUGCCUGGUACACAACGCGCCCCACACGCACGGCAUCGAGAACACCUUUGAGGUGUACAUGGAGUCAGAGAGGCUCUACCUCUUCGGGCUGGAGAACCCUGAUUCCGCUCGGGAAUGGCUCAAGUCCAUUGCCAAGUCCUUCGUCCAUCCCUGUGCUGAGGAGCUCCUGGCACUGGACUUCGAGCGCAUCGGCCGCCUGCACUACAAGGGGGGCCUCAACCUGGAGCACACCAAGGAGGGAUGGUUUGCACUGGUGGGAUCCAUGCUCCAUGUCUGCUUCCAGGACAGCGAGCGCCAGGAACCCCUCCAGCUCCGCAAGCUGCAGGAGCUCUCCAUCCAGGGGGACAAUGAGGUGCUGGUGCUGGUGGAGAGGCGGAGGACACUGUACAUCCAAGGGGAGAGGAAGCUGGAUUUCCUGGGAUGGGUCCAGGCCAUCCAGAAGGCUGCAGGGAGCUCCGGGGACACGUUGUCAGAGCAGCAGCUCACUGAGUCGGAUGUCCCACUGCUGGUGGAUCGCUGCAUCGACUACAUCACCCAGUGCGGGCUGACAUCCGAAGGCAUCUACCGCAAGAGUGGCCAGAACUCCAAGACCACCAGCCUGCUGGAGAUGCUGCGCAGGGAUGCUCGCAGCGUGCGCCUCAAGGAGGGCGAGCACCAUGUGGAUGAUGUGGCCAACACCCUCAAGAGGUUCUUCAGGGACCUGGGGGACGGGCUCUUCACCAGGCGCUGGGGACAGGACUGGAUGAGGGCCACUGCGCUGGAGGACGAGGAGCUGAAGAUCACCGAGUACCGGCGGCUCCUGGGCAUGCUCCCCACGGUGAACCGGGCCACGCUGAAGGCGCUCAUCAACCACCUAUUCCGGGUGCAGCGGUUCUCUGGGGAGAACCAGAUGAACACACACAACCUGGCCAUCGUCUUCGGGCCCACGCUCUUCCAGAUGGAUGGCAAGGACUACAAGGCAGGCCGGGUGGUGGAGGACCUCAUCAGCCACUACGUGAAGAUCUUCAAUGUCAAUGACCAAGAGAUGAAGAAGCAGCAGGAUGAGAUCACGGCCAUCAUGAAGAUGCGGGAGGCAGCAUCCAGCGGGACACAGCAAGCUGGGGACUUCAUCUGCACCGUGUACCUGGAGGAGAAGAAGACAGAGGCAGAGCAGCACGUGAAGAUCCCGGCCACCAUGACCGCCGAGGAGCUGACCUUCGAGAUCCUGGACAGGAGGAAGGUGGUCAUGAAGGAGAAGGACUAUUGGAGCUGCUAUGAAGUGAAUGAGAGGGAGGAGGCAGAGCGGCCCCUGCACUACUCAGAGAAGGUCCUGCCCAUCCUGCACUGCCUGGGCACCGAGAGCUACCUGGUGGUGAAGAAGCAGAUGGCCAUGGAGAACAUGCUCAUCUACCUGGCCAGCAGAGGGGGUGACUGCAAGCACGGGCUGAUGAAGUUCCGGGAGGACAGGAACCUGCUGGGGCUGGGGCUCAGCACCGGCUUCCAUGACCGGUACUUCAUCCUGAGCCACCACUGCCUGCGCCUCUACAGGGACGUGAGGAGCCACAAGCCAGAGAAGGAAUGGCCCGUCCAGAACCUGCGGGUGUACCUGGGCAUCAAGAAGAAGCUUCGGCCUCCAACGUGCUGGGGCUUCACAGUCUUCUAUGAGAAUGAGAAGCAUGAGAAGCAGCAAUGGUACCUGUGCUGUGACACCCAGGCUGAUCUCCGGGAGUGGUUCGCCACCUUCCUCCAUGUGCAGCACGGGGGGGCCCUGUGGCCCUCGGAGGGCUCCAAGGUGCGGACGUCGCGGUGGCAGCAGGACUCCAGGUUGGGUAACAUCUCCCUCAUCCCUCUGCGGGGCAAUGAGAGUGAGAUGAGGAACAGUGUGGCUGCUUUGGCUACUGACCCGCUCACCCUCCUGCACAACGUCUGAGCUGCAGGCCUGACACACCGGUUUGUCCAUGUGUGGGGCAGCCCUCAGGGGUCUGCUCCAGCCCCACAUCCCGGCACAGGCCGGGGUCCCAUUGGAUCCGCACCCUCCACCGGACCCUCUGACCUCCCCACACUGUGACCCAUAGGCACACAGGAGGGGAAUUGGCUGCGAGGCCACUGACCCACCAGUGGAGCAGGUCUGGGGAGCCAUGGCCAGGCACCCACAGAGAUUAUAUAGGGACCAGCAUCCAUGGGGACCAGCAUCCAUGGGGACCAGGCACUCACUGGGACCAGCAUCCAUAGGGACCAAGCACUCAUGGGGACCAGGCACCCAUGGAGACCAUGCAGCUAUGGAGACCAGACAUCGCUGGGGGCCAGGCAUAUGGGGGGACCAGCACCCAUGGAGACCAGCACCCAUGGGGACCAGCAUCCAUGACUAUCAGGCACCCAUGGGGAGCAGGCACUCUUGGGGACAAGCAUCCACAGGGACCAGCAUCCACGGGAACCAGCAUCCACAGGGACCAGCAUCUAUACGGACCAACAUUCAUGAGGACAAGGCACUCAUGGGGACCAGCAUCCACAGGGACCAGCAUCUAUACGGACCAACAUUCAUGAGGACAAGGCACUCAUGGGAACCAGCAUCCACAGGGACCAGCAUCUAUAGGGACCAACAUUCAUGUGGACCAGGCACACAUGUGGAACAGGAUCCACAGGGACCAGCAUCCAUGGGGAUGAGGCACCCAUGAGGAACAUGCACCCAUGAGGAACAUGCACCCGUGAGUACCAGGCACCUCUGAGGACCAGGCAUCCACAGGGACCAGCACACAUGGGACCAGGUACCUAUGUGGACCAGCAUCCAUGGGGCCCAGGCAUCCAUAGGGACCAGGCAGUACCAGCCCAUCAGACCCCACAUCUCAGCUGCUUUCAGCUUCUGCUCCAAGCUCCAAGCAGGGAAGCAGAUCCCGGCCGGACACCCUGGCACAGGGUCCUGCUUUUCCUCUUCUUCCCUCUUAUUUGAAGUCCCCUCCAUCAAAACAAGGCAAUCCUUCCCAUGGGAUGCAUUCCCAGCUCCAGGGACCAGCAUCAGUGUUCCCAUCACUCCUACAGAGGGGAUGUCCCAUUCCCGGGGUCCCCUCCAUGGGCAGGGCAUCACCAGCCUCAGUACCCCCAGACUGGGGGCAUCCGGCCACUGUCCUAAUCUCUCCAUGGCAUUAAAGGUCUUUGGGAACCGA
Melopsittacus undulatus (budgerigar) is the source of this 5883-nucleotide messenger RNA. RefSeq names its product arf-GAP with Rho-GAP domain, ANK repeat and PH domain-containing protein 1. Gene Ontology annotation, cellular component: cytoplasm; plasma membrane; trans-Golgi network. Gene Ontology annotation, molecular function: protein binding; phosphatidylinositol-3,4,5-trisphosphate binding; GTPase activator activity. The coding region runs from base 198 to 4652 and encodes 1484 amino acids. Gene Ontology annotation, biological process: positive regulation of GTPase activity; regulation of cell shape; signal transduction. Lineage: Eukaryota; Metazoa; Chordata; Aves; Psittaciformes; Psittaculidae. The transcript is spliced from 33 exons. The record is from RefSeq and is a predicted model, not a curated record.